AUGGGCAGCUCUUCAUCAUCAUCCUAUCCAUCAAAUAAAACUGAUUUGCGAUCUAGAUCCACAGCGAUAGAUGAUAAUAUUGCUGUUAACAAUUCAAGCACAAAUUAUGAUGUAGAAAACAAUUGUCCUCACGGAAACCGAUGUGCCAUAUUUCAACGCUUGUCAGAUAAAGGAUAUGACAAAAAUGAUAUUGAUCAUUGCUCGAAAUAUUUUCAUCCAGGACGAAGAGGUGGAACUACCAUUGCUGAAAAUUUCGGAUCAAAAAAAUUCAUUACGGCUUAUCAAAAUUGGGGUGUUGAUUUGCCAAAAGGAGUUGGUCUAUGGAAUGGUGUAGUUAAAGAGGGUGAUCUUAUACGAGAAUUGGAACAGAAUGGUUUUGGUGCCGUUAUGGUUGUCUCGAGUAAACCUUCCAAGACUUUAGAUCAUGUAGCACAAAAAAAAUUAAAUGAUCCAAGACAUAAGGAAAUGGGAUCGCCUUUAUCUCAUGAUCAAAUGCUAGCAAUUAUUUUAUAUACAGAUUCAGAUGUGUACAAAGAUUUACGACACCAUGAAAUGUGCUAUUCACAACAAGAUUUUGCAAACACGAAACCAUGUGAUCUAAUGCAGAAAAAGUGGCCAAUCUUGGGUUGUCUAUUGAAUUCAGCCAUUUGGGUUCUUGAUCAACAUGAUAAACGGCCUCGUCCAAAGGUCGUUUACCAUGGACUAUGUGGUAUCGAAGUUGAUCCAUUGGUAUUUAAUAAUCACAAUGCAACUAAACGAAACUCUGCAACCACUGGACCAGUGUUUAGAUAUGGAACAUUUAUUAGUACUUCGUGGAACAAAGAAGUUGCACUUGAGUUUAUGAACAAAAAAGGUUCUUUGUUAGAGAUCAGUUUGGAAGAGGAACACAUGGAUGCACUUGUCGGUGCUGAUGUAUCAUGGAUUUCGAAGUAUCAAACAGAAUACGAAUUUUUAAUCGCUAGAGGUGCAACAUUCGUGAUUCAAUCUAUGCCUUCCAAUAAACAAGAUCCUUGUCAAAUUGUGAAAAUUAAGCAAGGACCUGUAUCACAUAACCGCACUAAAUUUCGUCGUUUAUAUAGUUGA
Adineta ricciae is the source of this 1083-nucleotide messenger RNA. The record is from the annotation of a GenBank genome assembly. Lineage: Eukaryota; Metazoa; Rotifera; Eurotatoria; Adinetida; Adinetidae.